Messenger RNA from Haliotis rufescens (red abalone), 2593 nucleotides. RefSeq names its product eukaryotic translation initiation factor 2 subunit 3, Y-linked. Bases 16 to 1551 code for a protein of 511 amino acids. NCBI's taxonomy places the organism in Eukaryota, Metazoa, Mollusca, Gastropoda, Lepetellida, Haliotidae. Gene Ontology annotation, molecular function: translation initiation factor activity; GTPase activity; GTP binding. The transcript has 14 exons. Gene Ontology annotation, cellular component: eukaryotic translation initiation factor 2 complex; cytosol. Gene Ontology annotation, biological process: formation of translation preinitiation complex; positive regulation of translational fidelity. The record is from RefSeq and is a predicted model, not a curated record.
GAAGAGAUAUUCAUCAUGGAACAGUCUACGCAGGGAGAAAAUUCAAAAGCAGAAGUCGUAUCUGACAUGACUACAGGAGAAAGUUUGAAAGGAAGUUCCGGGAGGAUUGUGGUAUAUGAGAGACUUGCAUCAGAAAGCAUGGCAGGCGAAGAAGAAGAGAAGUCGGUGAACCGACAGCCUCACUUGUCCCGUCAAGAUCUUACAACUCUUGAGGUAAAAAGGUUGACACCUCUGACACCAGAUGUCAUCAGUAGACAAGCCACUAUUAACAUAGGCACCAUUGGCCAUGUGGCUCAUGGAAAGUCAACAGUGGUGAAAGCCAUAUCUGGAGUACAGACUGUCAGAUUUAAGAAUGAAUUGGAGAGAAACAUCACAAUCAAACUGGGUUAUGCCAAUGCAAAGAUUUACAAAUGUGAUAACGAGUCUUGUCCAAGACCGGGCUGUUACAGGUCAUGCGGUAGCGCUACCCAAGAUGUCUUUCCCUGUGACAGAAUCGGAUGCAGCGGCAAAUUCAGACUACUGAGGCAUGUUUCCUUUGUUGAUUGCCCAGGCCACGACAUUCUUAUGGCAACCAUGUUGAACGGAGCAGCUGUUAUGGAUGCUGCACUUCUUCUCAUAGCUGGGAACGAGUCCUGUCCUCAACCCCAGACCUCUGAGCAUCUGGCAGCUGUGGAGAUCAUGAAGCUGAAACACAUCCUCAUCCUCCAGAACAAGAUCGACUUGGUCAAAGAAACACAGGCCAAGGAGCAGUAUGAACAGAUCCUAGCUUUUGUGAAAGGCACAGUGGCUGAGGGGGCACCUGUCAUCCCGGUCUCGGCGCAGCUCAAGUACAAUAUCGACGUUGUGUGUGAAUAUGUUGUCAAAAGCAUCCCUGUGCCAGUCAGGGACUUCACAUCAGAACCAAGGCUGAUAGUUAUCAGAUCCUUUGAUGUGAACAAGCCAGGAUGUGAGGUUGAUGACCUCAAGGGGGGCGUCGCCGGCGGAAGUAUCCUGCGAGGUGUUCUCAAGGUUGGUCAGGAGAUCGAGGUACGGCCGGGCAUUGUGUCACGUGACCAGGAGGGCAAGCUGACCUGUCGGCCAAUCCUGUCCAGAAUUGUCUCUCUGUUUGCUGAACAGAAUGACUUGCAGUAUGCUGUUCCUGGGGGGCUUAUCGGUGUUGGUACCAAGAUUGACCCCACUUUGUGUCGAGCUGACCGUAUGGUUGGACAGGUGCUUGGAGCGGUGGACGCUCUGCCGGACAUCUACACAGAGUUGGAGAUCUCCUUCUUCCUCCUCCGACGACUUCUCGGGGUCAAGACCGAGGGAGACAAGAAAGGAGCCAAGGUCCAGAGGCUGGCUAAGAAUGAGAUUUUGAUGGUGAACAUCGGCUCGCUGUCAACAGGAGGUCGUGUGUUGGCUGUGAAGGCUGAUUUGGCAAAGAUCGGCCUCACAAAUCCUGUGUGUACUGAGAUUGGAGAGAAAAUUGCCCUGAGUAGGAGAGUUGAGAAACACUGGAGGUUGAUCGGAUGGGGUCAGAUACGAAGAGGUGUGAAAGUAAAUCCUGAAUCUUAAGAAGCAACAUUUUAGGACUAAAUUAACAAAUUGUUGACACUAGAGUGCCUGAGUGGUUCUACAGAAACAGUUGAACCUGACUGACGGUGCCAUGAUAGCAGCACACAUGGACUUUCCCAAAACCUGAAUCAUCGUGUUUCUAUUCAGUUAAAUACCUAGACAUAUUCCAAAUAUGAUUGGUCAUGUGUUGUUAGGAUAUGAAUAGCCAACUGUUAAUGUACAGACAAGUUUAAAUUGGUGAUACUCAUAACUUUCAUAUAUCACAAUUUCAUUCAAAUGAUUGUUCUGAUUUUAACAUCACUUUAGAAAAGCAUGAAGAUUAAGGGGAAGCAUUGAUUUAAUCUUUGACAUCUGUAUUUAUGAAAAGUGUAUUAAUGAAUAUAUACCACUCAAAAGACGUGAAGACCACUUCUGUCAUAUUACUAUAUUACUAUACAGCCCCAUAUUAAUCUGGGGCUGUCGGGUAGCCUUUUGGUUAAAGCGUUCGCUCGUCACGCCGAAGACCCGGGUUCGAAUCCCAACAAUGGUACAAUGUGUGAAGCCCAUUUCUGGUGUCCCCUGCCGUGAUAUUGCUGGAAUAUUGCUAAAAGCGGCGUAAAACCAAAGUCACUCAUUCACUAUAGUUAAUCUGUUAUAAGUUAGAUCAUUAAGAGUAACCGUUACUCAUAUGAGACAAUAUAUAUAUACUACAAACUGUCAUGCCAUCACGGAUUAACUACAGUAAUAUGAAAGAAUCGAGUGGUCCUUAACUUCUUUUGAGUAAUAUGUCAAGUGGUUUCAUUUCAUUAUUCUGUUCCCCUUGAUGGCAAGGGCAUCAUGGUUUGUGUGUAUGUAACCAAGGUAACGCCGAUACAUGCCUCCACACCACGGAGAGACAGUUGUUGACCACCUGCUGAAUUCGAGGACUGAACAAAUUGACCACAUCUGGAUAUUCAGGAGAAAGACACCCCUCUUCCUGAUGGUUGAGUCCUUAUCAAUGUUCAUAUGUCCUAUGUAAUUCAACAUUCAUGUGAAAAUAAAUUUACAUGUAAAUUCUGUAAAA